AUGCUUUUGUUUCGAUACAUCGAGACCUUGUCCUUUCGACAUGCUCUUAGGGUGCUGGACCGUUGGCCUGAGGAUUCUCCCGUGGGACACUAUGCAGCUGACGUUCUGCGUGAGAUUCCUGCAAACUACUUCCAGCAGCCUAGACUCUUGCCCACCGGGCCACGCUUUGUCUAUGCCAAUGGCGUGCUGGAACUGAAACGCAUUGACGAAGCUUUGCCCAUGCAACAACUUCACCCAGACUCAACCACCGGAUGUGUUGGAACUGCCAUGGAGGAUGUUCUAUCCCCUCCCUUGGAGCAGCGACGUCUCCGUCCUCUUAACUCUUUUAUGAUUUUCCGCAGCUUCUGCGCACCCAUGUUCCCUGGAAUUCCUCAAAAGGUGAAGUCAAUGGCCAUCAGCGAAAUGUGGCAAGACGAUACCUUGAAAUCCCACUGGGCUAUCCUUGCCAAGGCGUACACUGUCAUCAGAGAUCAUUUCGAUGUCGACACUCCUUCACUUUCUAUCUUUGUUGAUCUUUGCCUGCCUUUGAUGGGUUUUCUUUCUCGUCAGCAGUAUCUCGCCUCGUCUGGUUGGAGUGUCCAACCCAAUGGAAACAGCCUCAGCUUGCGCAAGAUUGGCUCGUCAAAUUUGCACAACAUCGUUACUCCUAUGAUUUCUGUGGACCAAGUUGUGCAGCACUGCACAGACAACAACUUUGCCCAGAAACGUGACGAAGAGUGGGACAAGCACAUUCUCGAAGAUGGAGCUGUGUUCGCCGUGGAGCCAUCAUUUUCAGCCACCAUUCCGGAGCCUCAGAACUGGGUACUCGGCGACGUUCCUCAGUGGCCAAUCGAAGAGUUUGAAGUUGAUGAGAUGUACUCUACCCUUGAUUCCGAGCGCGACCACGGCAUUCCUGUCAUUUAUGAUCCAGACAGUAUCCCCUCCUACUCUACUACAAUGGCAAACCUUGAUCUACUUCUUGGGAAUAACUAG
Penicillium digitatum Pd1 is the source of this 972-nucleotide messenger RNA. Its product is annotated as Mating type protein. Gene Ontology annotation, biological process: positive regulation of mating-type specific transcription, DNA-templated. The record is from RefSeq and is a predicted model, not a curated record. Gene Ontology annotation, molecular function: DNA binding, bending. NCBI's taxonomy places the organism in Eukaryota, Fungi, Ascomycota, Eurotiomycetes, Eurotiales, Aspergillaceae. Gene Ontology annotation, cellular component: nucleus.